AGAUUUAAUUAGAUGUCAUUAAGUGGCGUCACGAGUGUGUGUCUAUCCUGAUUGGUUGUUGAAUCGUGACAUAAACGAAUAUCACUAUUUACCCACGAUGACGUCACUUGCACUUAUUCUAUUAUGAUAACUAUGACGACUUUAAAAUAUUUAAUUAAAUUCUGCGCAAAUAAGAAUGAAGAUCGGUUCGAUUGUUUGAUACAAGCAUCAAUGGUGCCGAAGUACAUGUGUUUUUACGUCUUUAGGUACACAAAAGAUGACGAUCUGAAAAAGGGGAAUUACAAAAUAAUAUCAUAUCAAACAUUUGUUGCAGAUAAUAUUCCUCCUGAUUUCCACUUAUCUUAAAUCUACACAAAAGUAAUCGUGUUGUAUUUUGCAGAUCAAACAAAUAAUUAACAAGCACUGAUACAAAUUGGUUUUGUUAUCGAAUUCAAAAACUGAAGAAUAAAAAGGAGAAAGAGCAGUUUAAUCGAACAUUUUGAUUGGUUCAUCUAGAGUAUUUACAACUUCCUAACGCUUAUAUUCUAAAUAGAAUGAUUUCAAUUCGAAGUUCCGAGUUCUUAUAAUAUAGUGCUACAGUUCCGAGUACUUACAAAAUUGUAAAGUUAAUUUUAUUUAUUUUUUAAAUUCUUGUUUAAUUGUUUCUAGUAUCCAGGUUGCUAGAUAUUUUUAAGCAAACUGAAAUAAAUAUUUAAACUCAGCAAACUUGGAAAUCUAGGGGAAAAAAGCACAAAGAUGACAGAUGAGAUAAGAUUGGUAUUUGUGGGUGCACCAUUGUUAGACAUCUGUGCUAAAUGUGAUAAAAACACUCUAAAAAAGUUUGGGUUGAAACGUGAUGAUGGAAUCAAAGCUAGUAAAGAACACGAAGAACUUAUUCAACAGCUCUUUAAUGAUUCUAACUCUGAGUUGUCAGCUGGAGGCUCUGCACAAAAUUCAGCUCGCAUUGCGAAGUGGAUUUUGGGAAGUAAAUCAAGAGUUUCUUUCAUUGGUUGCACUGGAAAUGACUCUUUCGAAAGAUGGUUGAAGGAAAAGCUUAUAUUAGAUGGUGUUGCACCACUAUAUGUGCAAAGUCCUGAUUUAAAAACAGGUAUUUGUGCUUGUCUGAUUAUUGACGAAUCUGAAAGAUCCAUGAUUUGUCAACAUGAAGCUUCAGCAACUCUCCGAGCAGAACAUCUAGAAAUCGAAGACAUCAAACAUGACCUCGCUAAAGCUGAUAUCAUAUUUGUAGAGGGAUAUUUCAUAGCCCACUCACCAGAUGUCGUGCUAGCCCUAGCUAAGAUGAAAACGUCGAAACAGGUGUUUUCAUUGAGUCUUUCGGCUGAAUAUAUUUGCAAGGAUUAUUCAGAUAUUCUUUUGAAGGUUCUACCGCGGGUCGACAUUCUGUUUGGAAAUGAGGUCGAAUUGAAAGCCUUGGCGACAGCCUUGGGUGCGCCUCUCUCAAUUACAGUUAUGUUUUAUCUUGGAACCUACGGCAUUGCAUUUCAGUCUAUUUUACUCCUCGCAACUCUUCUCCUGUUUUGGGGUGCUAUUAAGGCUGUUCCACCACUUUUGCUCCCCUGGCUCUGCUUUUCACCAUUUAUUAUAGUAGCGAUCACUAUAAAUGUGGCGAUGACUCUAGAACACCAUUCAGAUCUAGUGCCGCCUUUAAUAUGCUUCGCCGUUCUGACUUCUCUAUUGGUGAUUUAUGCUGGGGCCAACAUCUAUUACCAUUUCAAGGAAUUAAUGGACGAAGAACAAAGAAUUAUUUCAGAAAAUCUGCAAGGGCAAAUAGGACCGCAAUGCAGGCGAACGUCACUUCAACGUGUGCUAGCGUUGUUUAGAAGAACCAGACCGACAAGGACAUCCCAAGAACCUGUGUUCCAACGUAGCAGUUCACCACCGAGAAUUUUAGCAAUUGGUCAGCCACCUCGCACGCAAAGAAGAUCACCACCAACAGUUUUAUCUGUGGGUCAGCCACAUCUAUGUCCACAAAGAUCCCCACCGACAAUUUUAUCAGUUGGCCAGCCACGUUUAUCUCCCCAAAGAUCACCACCAACAAUUUUAUCGGUUGGUCAACCACAUCUAUCUCCCCAAAGAUCACCUCCAAUUUUAUCAGUAGGUCAGCCACCUCUCUCUCCCCAAAGAUCACCUCCAAUAAUUUUAUCAGUUGAUCAGUCACCUUUGUCUCCCCCAAGAUCGCCACAGACAAGUUCAUCAGCUAGUCAGCCACCCCUGUCUCCACUUGUGACAGAGAGAGAGACAAUGCAGUCCAUGUUGAGCCAAACCUACGCCAAGAUGCUAAUGGCCUCUCAACCUCCGCCAAAUGCAAAACCUCCUCUUUAACACUUUUAUUUCUCCUGAAUAACCU
This is a messenger RNA of Parasteatoda tepidariorum (common house spider), 2347 nucleotides long. The record is from RefSeq and is a predicted model, not a curated record. Lineage: Eukaryota; Metazoa; Arthropoda; Arachnida; Araneae; Theridiidae.